GCCCGUGCAGCCGUUACAGCGCGUGCGCUGUGAGGGGUGCGCGCGGCGGUGCGGGGUGUGAGCGCGCGUCUCCCGGGGUUGGGGAGUCCCCGGAAUGUUGAGGGGUUAUCCUGAGGAUUGUAUGGUCCUCAGCCCCCCUUGCCAGGGGCAGGGAUACACCCCCUAGAUCAAUUUGCUCAGGGCCUUACUCCCGCCUGGCUUUGAAUACUGCUCUUAAUGGGGCAUCUACAACCUCCCCGGGCAGCCUGUUCCGGUGUCUCACCACCCUCGCAGUGAAAAAUUUCUUCCUAAUAUCUAACCUCAAUUUCCUCCCUUUCAGUGUGUACCCAGUGCUUCUUGUCCCAGCACUGCAGUUCCUGAUGAAGAGUCCCUCUCCACUUCCUUAUCGGCUCCCUUCAGAUACUGGAAGGUUACUCUGAGGUCUCCACUCUGUCUUCUCCAGGAUGAGCAGCCCCAAGUUUCUCAGUCUGUCCUCACAGGGCAGGUGCUCCAGUCCUCACCAACCUCGUGGCCCUCCUCUGGACUUGCUCCAACAGUUCUGUGUCCUUAUGUCGGGGACACCAGAACUAUCAGCAGCACUCCAGGUGGGAUCUCACCAGAGCAGAGAGAAGGAAUCACCUCCUUUGAACUGCUGACCAUGCCUGUCAUGACCACCCUUUGGAUGCAGCCAAGGAUUUCCUUGGCUUUCUGGGCUGUGAGGGCUCACUGCCAGCUGAGUUUUUUAUCAAUCAUCACCCCAAGUCUUUCUCUGCAGGGCUGCUCUCAGUCACUUCUCUGCCCAGCCUGGGAUUGCCACGACCCAGGUGUAGGACCUGGCACUUUGUUGAACUCCUUGAGGUUUCCCUCAGCCUGCCUUCAAGCCUGUGGAGGUCCCUCUGGGUGGCAUCACUUCACUGUGUCGACUGCACCACACAGCUUGGAGCUUCCAACAAAUUUGCUGAGGGUGCACUUGAUCCCAUUGUCCAUGUCACCUACAUUUAACUGUAUUGACCUCAAUACUGACCUGAAGGACACUGCUUUCAGCUGCAAUUCCUACUUCACUGUCAGGAUACAUGUCUGCUCCUCUGGCUUUGAAAAUUGGUUUACUGAUGUUAUCCAUGUAAACAAAAUGUCACCUGAGCAUAAAGAAUUCUACAGUCAUUGGCAUCCUGCUGGAGGACACAGGGAUUCCUGUUACACUGCCAGCACACUGAAAAAUUCCUGGAGGAAUCCCCUGGUUGCUGCUUUCCAGCUGCACCUCCACAUCUGCUCAGAGAAUCAACUGUGCCUCAAGCCAUCGAUUUCCCCCAGCAGUUCAAGGCACAGGAAAACUACCUUGGAACUUGUACGUUACGGUAAGUCAUUUCAUGAAAGACGAAUUCCUGGAAACUUGGGAAUUUGUGCUCAUCCAAACGCAGAGAUGUGACAGCAGCUUGAAAGUAAAUGCAGCUCCCCAGAGGCAAAGCAGAGCUAUGCUUGGGCUGCAGCAGCCUGGCACAGAGAAGGGUGAGAGAAGCCACAGCAGGACAGGUGAGGCACCAAAAAUGCCUUUAUCUUCUUACCUGUGACCUUUUGGACAAAGUCACCUUGUAUCCACCCAGGACAUCAGACAAAGCUGCUUCUAAGAACACUGAUGCAAAAAUGAGGUCUGGGGUGGUCAUUUAUGGUUCAAGUAGCGGUUUAUAUAUUUAUUAUCAUUAUACACAACCUUGACAAUCUAUAUUGCCAUUCAAAAAUAAAUUGAAGUCUUGUCAAUUUGCACAUGAUCUGUCACUACUAAGAAUCCCAUUUACAUACAUCGUAAACAUUUUCCAUACUUAAACACCGCUUUAAAUUCUGACGCUCCCAUCUCUUCCCCCCCUCAACCCAUGGAGAUAUGGUUAUCGACUAUGGAAAGAAACUUUUCCAACCACUGCAACAUUCAGGGACUACCACCUUUUUUGAUCAACUUAAUUAAACUAUUUCAACACUUUGUUGACCGAG
Molecule: messenger RNA, 1962 nt
Organism: Parus major (Great Tit)
Lineage: Eukaryota; Metazoa; Chordata; Aves; Passeriformes; Paridae
Exons: 3
Coding region: 638-1405 (255 amino acids)
Source: RefSeq, a predicted model, not a curated record